Molecule: messenger RNA, 2994 nt
Organism: Alligator sinensis (Chinese alligator)
Lineage: Eukaryota; Metazoa; Chordata; Crocodylia; Alligatoridae
Gene: SSRP1
Product: structure specific recognition protein 1
Exons: 17
Coding region: 314-2491 (725 amino acids)
Cellular component (GO): FACT complex; nucleus
Molecular function (GO): DNA binding; nucleosome binding; histone binding
Source: RefSeq, a predicted model, not a curated record
GGGGGAGGCGCGGGGCAAGGGUCGGGGAUCGGGCGGAGGGGGAUUGCCUCCCCCGGCUACGUGGCCCCCCCCGUGCCGCGCACCCCGGGUGGAGGGUGGGGUGUGCGGGGCCCGCUCUGCCCCCUCCCCCCCGCGGGGCCGCCUUGGGCUCAUCCCUCCAGUCUCGCCGCCAGGUGCCUCCGGCUCGGCCGACGCCCGGUGCUCGCCGGCUGCAGCGGGGUGCUGACGCCCCUGGGCGUCUUCCCCGCCGGGUCCCGCCGCCCCAGGCGCUGCCCUGCCAGCCGGGCGCGGGCCGCAGGGGGCAGGAGCCGCCAUGGCCGACACGCUGGAGUUCAACGAGAUCUACCAGGAGGUGAAAGGGUCCAUGAAUGAUGGGCGGUUGCGCCUGAGUCGCCAAGGUGUGAUCUUCAAGAACAGCAAGACAGGCAAAGUGGACAACAUCCAAGCUUCGGAGCUGUCGGAGGGUGUCUGGCGCCGUGUGGCGCUGGGCCAUGGUCUCAAACUGAUCACCAAAAAUGGCCACGUCUACAAGUAUGAUGGUUUCAGGGAAUCGGAGUUUGACAAACUCUCAGAUUUCUUUAAAUCUCACUAUCGCCUAGAACUGGCAGAGAAGGACCUGUGUGUGAAAGGGUGGAACUGGGGAACUGUGCGGUUUGGAGGCCAGCUUCUCUCCUUUGACAUUGGGGAGCAGCCAGUGUUUGAGAUCCCUCUCAGCAAUGUGUCACAGUGUACAACGGGCAAGAAUGAAGUGACGUUGGAGUUCCAUCAAAAUGAUGAUGCUGAGGUGUCCCUCAUGGAGGUGCGCUUCUACGUCCCUCCCACACAGGAGGACGGUGUGGACCCUGUGGAGGCGUUUGCCCAGAACGUGCUCUCCAAGGCAGAUGUCAUCCAAGCAACUGGGGACGCCAUCUGCAUAUUCCGGGAGUUGCAGUGCCUGACGCCACGUGGUCGCUACGAUAUUCGCAUUUACCCCACUUUUCUGCAUCUGCAUGGCAAGACCUUUGACUAUAAGAUUCCCUACCCCACCGUGCUGCGGCUCUUCCUACUGCCCCACAAGGACCAGCGGCAGAUGUUUUUUGUGAUCAGCUUGGACCCUCCGAUAAAGCAGGGCCAGACGCGCUACCACUUCCUGAUCCUGCUGUUCUCCAAGGAUGAGGACAUCUCUCUGACUCUUAACAUGAAUGAGGAGGAGGUGGAGAAGCGAUUUGAGGGCCGGCUCACGAAGAAUAUGUCCGGCUCCCUGUAUGAGAUGGUCAGCCGGGUCAUGAAAGCGCUAGUGAACCGCAAGAUCACUGUACCUGGCAACUUCCAGGGGCACUCAGGGGCCCAGUGCAUCACCUGCUCCUACAAGGCCAGCUCAGGGCUGCUGUACCCACUGGAGCGUGGGUUCAUCUAUGUGCACAAGCCCCCUGUGCACAUCCGCUUUGACGAGAUCUCCUUUGUCAACUUUGCCCGUGGGACCACUACCACCCGCUCCUUUGACUUUGAGAUUGAGACCAAGCAGGCCACACAGUACACCUUCAGCAGCAUAGAACGGGAAGAGUAUGGGAAGCUUUUUGACUUUGUCAAUGCCAAGAAGCUGAACAUCAAGAACCGAGGACACAAGGAGAAGAAAAAGGUCCGUCCGAUUCCCCUCUUCUUCCUCCUCCUCCUCCUCCUCCUGGUGCAGGACAUCAAGCAGAGCUAUGAUGAAUAUGCUGAUUCAGAUGAGGACCAGCAUGACGCCUACCUGGAGAGGAUGAAGGAAGAGGGCAAGAUCCGUGAGGAGAAUGCCAAUGACAGCAGCGAUGAGUCUGGGGAAGAGACAGAUGAGUCAUUCAACCCUGGGGAGGAGGAUGAUGAUGUGGCAGAGGAAUUCAACAGUCAUCCCUCAGCCAGCUCCUCUAGUGGUGAUGGUGACAGUGACCGUGACGAGAAGAAACCAGCCAAGAAGGCCAAGAUUGUCAGGGAGCGCAAACCUCGCAAGAAACAGUUGGAGGGUAAGAAAAGCAAGGACCCCGAUGCCCCCAAGCGGCCAAUGUCUGCCUACAUGCUCUGGCUAAAUGCUAGUCGUGAGAAGAUAAAAUCAGACCACCCUGGCAUCAGCAUCACCGACUUGUCCAAGAAGGCUGGGGAGCUCUGGAAGGCCAUGUCCAGGGAGAAGAAAGAGGUGUGGGAACGCAAGGCAGAAGAUGCCAAGAGAGACUAUGAGAAGGCCAUGAAAGAAUACAGUGUUGGGGGCAAAUCAGAGAGCUCCAGGACGGAGAAGUCAAAAAAGAAGAAGAAGAAGCAGGAGAAACAGGUGAAGGGGAAAGUGGAGAAGAAGGGGGUGUCUUCCAAAUCUCCAUCUUCGAAGUCCCCAGUCAAGCCGACCACUGAAAGCUUCAAGAGCAAGGAGUUUGUCUCCAGUGAUGAAAGCUCCUCAGGCGAGAGCAAGAAGGAGGACUCGGAGGAGGAGGAGAUUGCCAGCACACCCCCCAGCUCAGAGGACUCAGCAUCUGGCUCAGAUUAGAGAACCUACCCCUGCCCUCCCUUCAGCCCCGCCCCUUGAGCCAAUGACACUCUUCUUAUGUCAGCAGGGCAAGGCCCAGUCCUCUGCACCCAGGUUUCCCGUCAUCCAACUGGGAGGACUGGAGGGGUGGUGUCAUACUGAGGUCCACACCAUUGGCUAGAACCAGACCUUGGCUCUGCUCCUUCCCUGAUGCCUCUGCCCUGGCCCCAGCCACCUCCUGCUGUGUCCUGCUCCCUGAGCUCUACCAUCCUUCACAGCUCCUGCUGGUGAGGGUUUAGGAAGCACACACUUCCUUUCUUUGCAUGUCACUGAAGGGUACUUGGGGGGUCCUUUGUGUGAUAGGCUGUGAAGAGUGUGGUGGGGGAGUGUUGGGGAGCUGGCUGCAAGGGCUCCUAGGCCCCUCGCUUUCUUGCCCUAUCAGUGUUUUUAUGUUUCGAUUUGUUUCUUUUUUUUGUAUUUCUGGGCUGCCACAUGGGUUGAAUUAAAAAUCAAGUGUCUUUGGA